UUUCGUGGAAUCAGCAAAAAUUGGACAACAAACAGUGAGAGGAAACUUGGGUACUACGUCUGCUGGCUUUCCCAAUCACUAUAAUAAGAGAUUCUUGCAUGUAGUAUCUGCUUAUACUUACUUCUUAGGAGUCGGCAAGGAAGAGACACAAUGAAGCAAAAGGUGGUGUUGGAGGUGGUUAUGAAGUGCCAAAAAUGCCGGAAGGAGUCCCUCAAGGUGGCUGCAAAACAAGACGGCGUCAGCUAUGUUGGAUUGGAAGGACAAGAGAAAAACAAAGUUGUGGUGAUUGGAGAUGGUGUUGAUGCUAUCAAGUUGACUACAGAGUUAAGGAAGAAGGUUGGACACGCCCAAAUCAUCAGUCUGGUAGAGCAGAAGUAAUGGACAUCCAUUUGAUUGGUUUGGGAGUUACUUCCACAAGAAUCUCAAUAUAUGCCAGAGGGACAACACUGAUAAUUAUAGAAUAGAAAACUUUCUUCUUCUUGUGAUGAUAAAUUUCACGAUUUUCUGUUAGGCACUCGAAAUUUCCUUUGUAUAAGA
Theobroma umbraticum is the source of this 537-nucleotide messenger RNA. Its product is annotated as Copper transport protein family. The record is from RefSeq and is a predicted model, not a curated record. Lineage: Eukaryota; Viridiplantae; Streptophyta; Magnoliopsida; Malvales; Malvaceae.